This is a messenger RNA of Anguilla rostrata (American eel), 5374 nucleotides long. It is a transcript of the gene chodl, whose product is annotated as chondrolectin. Lineage: Eukaryota; Metazoa; Chordata; Actinopteri; Anguilliformes; Anguillidae. Gene Ontology annotation, biological process: positive regulation of axonogenesis. The coding region runs from base 423 to 1391 and encodes 322 amino acids. The transcript is spliced from 8 exons. Gene Ontology annotation, cellular component: cytoplasm. The record is from RefSeq and is a predicted model, not a curated record.
CCUCGCCUUAAACUUGUCAUAAUUGGCUUCAGCAUACACAUUAUGGGGCGUGUUUUGGUUUAAUGCAAUUUGUGACCUAGUCGAAAGGUUACAGCUGUGGCCUGUAUUCGCUGAAAUCGAACACUGCCAGUCGCGCGGGAUAGAUCAAUAAAGUGCGAGACUGGCAGCCGAGUGUGUCGCUGUUUUUCAGGCAACACCGCACAAGCCAGCGAGACAGCGGGUAGAGUAAGCUUUCUCUACUCCGCGAGCCCCCUUCAAACUGAUAGCCGCCGGUGGGACGAUGCCAACCGCUGAACCGAACAAGCACAGCCGCUGCUACUGAACUGUUCACCGAAGCGCCCUGUUGUUCGACUGAGCGGUUGUGCAGGGCGCUCUCUAAUUCAUCGCAGCGCCGUAAACUAAAGUCGCGGGUGUCCCCGAAGAUGCGCAUGGACCCGAGCAUCCUUCCAGUCCUAUGUGGAGUGAUGGUGAUGGUCUCCAGCUGCCUUGGCGCAAGGGUUGUGAGCGGUCAGACAAUCUGCCAGGGGGGACCGGAGAACCCGUGCUACAAGAUCGCCUACUUCCGGGACGUGUCCAGCCGGGUGGCAUUUCGGGAGGCGAGGCAGGUGUGUGAGAUGGACGGCGGGGCACUGCUGAGCGUGGAAAGCCCAGCAGAGCAGCAGCUCAUUGAACGCCUCCUCCAGGAGCUCAGCUCGAGCUCCUCCUCCAACCCCGCCCACUCUGAGCCCGGCAUCGCCGACGGCGACUUCUGGAUUGGCCUGACCCGGGACGGAGAGCCUCAGGACCAAGGUGGCUUUGCCUCCUGCCCUGACCUGUACAGGUGGGCUGACAACAGCGUCUCGCAGUUCAGGAACUGGUACUAUGAUGAGCCGUCUUGUGGGGGAGAGGCCUGUGUGGUGAUGUACCACCAGCCCACUGCUCUCCAUGGGCUGGGCGGGCCCUACCUGUACCAGUGGAAUGAUGACAGGUGUAAUAUGAAGCACAACUUCAUCUGCAAGUAUGCGCCAGAGAGCCUGCUGGACAAGGAGUUUUCAGACCGACCACGAGAACCAGUUUACGAAAGAUGGAUAAAGGAGGAAGAAAGGGAGGACAAAAGAGGAGGAUGGCUGAUUAUUUUUGUGGAUGUGUCCCCGAAACAGCCAGAAGAGAGUGACCCCUCUGUUACUAACGAAGAGGGGGCUUCCCAUGUUCUGGUGGUUGGCCCCUCUGGGCUGCUCCUGGUCUAUGUGAUCAUCCCCACCAUUCCGCUUCUCCUGCUGAUUGUGGUGGCCUCAGGAACCUGCUGCUUUCAGAUGCUCAGCAAGAGCAAACCACGGACCAAAACCAGCAUGAAUCAGUCAACGCUGUGGAUCUCAAAAACGCCCAAGGCUGACAAUGGUAUGGAGGUGUGAACAACAGGCUAACCCAAACACAGCACACCGGAUAAUAAUUAUGAUGUAGAUACAAAUCAAACUUGUAUUUCCUUUUUACUGGACUACAGGGCAGCACCAUAGGAGAUGUCUUCACCAAACACCAGAGCCAAACUCCACACACAGCUGAAAUACUCAAAUACACCUGAAAGUAGCUGCACUUACACCACUGACAAACUCCACACACAGCUAACCAAAAUGCACCUAAAACAAUAACUCUACACACACCUGAGCCAAACUCCACAUAUACCUUACCCAAAUGCACCUGAAACUAACUCUACACAAACACCUGAGUUAAAUUCCAUAUACACAUAAGUAAAAAACACCUGAAACUAACAGCACACACACCUGAGCUAAACUCCUGUAACUAAUACUGUAACUCAAAUACACCUGAAGCUAGCUGCACAUACACUUAAUUUCCAUACGUACCUAAACCAAAUGCACCUGAAACUCCACACAUACAGGCUAAACUCCAUAUACACAUAACCCAAAUAAACCUGUCCCCAACACACCUGACAAAAAUGCCAAACACACCAGAUCUGAAAGGGGUAUAAUUAUGCUUCACUGCUCAGAGUGAGCAUGUGAACAGUAUCUGGUCUGCAUAUUUUGAUAAAUCCAAGCAUGAAAUGUUAACAAACAGCGCAGUGUACCAGCAUAGAAUCUAAAUUAUCCACACAUAAGCAUCAAAGGAAAAUAUAAUGAAGACAUUGGAUUGUUUAACAUUUUGGCAUAGCUCCUUGAAUCCAGAAAGACCAAAAAAACUAAGUUACACAUUAUUUUAAGCGUUAAUCAGUUUGUGAGUUAAUCACUGACUAACUUAUGAUACUUAUAUUAUACGAAAGCCUGGAUUCAAUUGUUUGUAACUUUGACCUCAAUUAAAAACAUACAUGCCCACUUAAUUCCAUUAGAGGGACUUAUGAACAGAUAUGAUACACUGAAUUGUGACUUGAAAAUAAAUGCAACUGUAUCUAUAAUCAGUGUAAACACAUUAAUCUCAUGAACGUUUGUCAUUGUAUAACUGAAAACAGAAAAAUAAGAUCAGCAAAACAUAGAAAAUUAAGAUUAGCAUAAUCAGAUUUUGUUGGAAAUAUACAAAUAGUAUUUAAGUUAAGAUCUCACUUUGAGCCUCUGUUUGUUUUUAACAUGUAUGUUCCAUAAAUCAGAGGCUAAUACUAUUGUACCCUUACACAUUAUAACAGUCCAUUAAACUUUUCACAAUAAUGGACUGAAAAUGGAAUGUCAGUCAUUUGCACUUGAUAUUUAUUAAAUGUUUUCAUCUUAUAUUCUUUACAGAUGAAGACACAGAUUAUGAUUUUUUGGAAAAUGAUAAAUCAGCUCAUGUUGCAUAGGAGGUUCUUAUCAUCGAUCACUGAAGAGAAAUGCUACAGUAACUAUGGCCUGAUGCAUUUACAUAACAUUUACUAGAUGCUCUAAUACAGAGUGAAUUACACAAGUGCACACAUAAAGAUUGCACACAUGAAGAGUUCAUGGUUAGUUGGAUGAGGAAGCCAGAGAUCUUGGCAUCCCUUUUCACAAGAUUCUUCAUGUGAAAUUUCUAAGUCAAUCAGAGAUACCAUCGUCAGGGGGAGUGCACAAUGUUAUGUUCGUUGGCAGCGUAGACCUUAUUGGCGUAUCUGUCAAAGGUAGAUGAGGAGUGACUCAUUACAGCCCAAGCAGGAAGUUAAGAAAACCAUAAUGCUCAGCUAAUGUACAUUAGGUCCUUAGCUGGGCCCUUGCAUCACUGAAGCCUUUUGUGUUUUUAUCCUGCUUAAUGUACACAGGUAGAGAUGCUGAUGCAUUGUUGGCUUUAUGUGCCACUUUUAGGAGACUGUCUCCACAUAAAUGAUCUGUGCUCACAGGUAGCCAGCAUGAUAAUCACAAACAGCUAAUCCCCGUCUGUUGUUCCGUAUUGAAGAUUUAGUUCUGCUUGAGCAAACUCAGUGGGAGGACCUGCUGGGACUGCUUGGUUAGAUGUAAUAUGCACAUGCUGAAUGACUCAGUCAUUGGUUUUAGUGUAAAUCCAGCUGAAGUGUUCCCAAAAACACAGUCGUAACAAAAAAUGAACUUGUCCCAAACAGAACUGGCCAAAACACACAACAUACCUGUCCCAGAACUAAUCAUCUUAAACACAUAACACAGCAUAAUGCUGCUCGAUCACAACUGACCAAAACACUUUACGCUCUUGUCCCAAACACGGUCAACCAAAACGCAUAAUGCAGCUGAUCAAAAAAACAAUUGAUCCAAAUUAUGCACCCAUUCCUAACACAGUUGAUCCAAAGAAAAUUAACUUGUCCCAAACGCAAGAGAACCAAAUGCAUAAUGCAGCUGUCCCAAACACAGUUGACUCAAACUCAUUAGGCACCUGUCCUGUAGGCAAUCGACGCAGUUGAACCAAACGCAGUUCACCAAAACUCAUUACACACCUAUUCUGAACACAGUGGACAAAAACACAACAACACAAAUACAUUACGCACUACUCCCAAACACAAUUGUUUUAGAAAAGCAAUCUAAUUCUGUGGCUGCUGGACUUGCUGAAGAGAGAAUAGUGUGGAGUUCAGUUUGACUUGGUCAUUCAAGAGCUAAACUGUCAGUCUGCAACCCUGCCCAUCUCCCUCCUGCUAAUUGACCAGGAGAAUUAAAAUGAUUUGGAAUCAGAACAGGUUAAGGACAAGAAUGUGUUGAAGUUGGUGUGUGUAUCAAUGCAUUGGAACUGGAAUGCUUUUGGCUUUACAGUGCGCUGCUGUUAAAUUGUGCUGAAACUAGAAUAUUUUUCUGUUAAGAGCGUGUUGGCAAUAAAAAUUUGUGAAAGUUGCAGUAUGUUCGUGGGGAUUGCACCCCAUCCCCCAGAGGCAUUUGCAUCUGUUUAUUUCCUUUUUUGUUUAUCCAUAUAUUCAGCAGAACUUAGAAAUAUUUAGGAACAAUCACUAUCAUUUCACCCACAUACAUACACUGUCACACACGCACACACACACACAUACACACACACAUGCACACAAACACAUGCACACACACAUACACGUACACACAAAAACACACAGGCUCUGGCAUCGUCAGCUAUAUUUACAGUUUCAAAUCUCAGAAAUUUGUCACUUCUGAAUGCACCAUCUCUAACCAGUCUGAAAUCAGAACUCCAUUAACAACAAACAGUGAGGCUCACACUAAUUGAGUCAUACAGAAUGAUCAAAUUACUCUUAAAAUAAUAUAAAUAAAAGGGAUAAAAGGGAAAUUAAAUGUUUGAAUUCCUCUGUGAUGCAAAUUUGACUGAACCAAUCUGUCGGAUCACCGUCAAAAUACCCAUCAGCAAAGAGCAUGGCAAAACUGGGCCAACUCAGCAGAGAGGCUACAAAGGAAAUUAUUUUAAAUGGAUAAAACUAUUCAUUCAAAAACGAUUCAAAGCUGAGAAAUCUCUUCAGGUCUGUUUAAUUUCUGUGUGUACAGUAAAUUCAAGCUUGUGGCUGUCUCCUGCUGCUGAUCGUUUUAAGCUGUCCCCAUUGCUUCACACACGAGUGGAGAAGAAACGGGCUCUUCAGCCCGUUCAAAUGUCAAAUCUGCCUUGUAUUUGCAAAGAUUGAAGAGUCCACCAUUCACAUACUGUAUCAUGGACUGAACUUGGUGUAAAAGGAAGUUUCAGAAUUUUAAGGUGUGUGUGUGUUUGCAUGUGUGUGUAUGUGUAUGUGGAAGAUUGUUGGACAUGGAGCAUUUAAAGCCUAAUUGUUAGGUUGCGCCUGUUUUUAAAUGGAUAGAUUUUAAGCUAAAUAGGUUCCAGUUGUUGAAAUGUUCUUGUUAAUGAGUCACUGUGAUUUUCAGGGGUUGUGUGUUUCAUACUUUUCUUUAAUUUUGGGAAAUGACCUAUCCUUAAACUCAGUGGUUACUGUAAAGAAAAAGAGCUAAUGUAAAACACAUACAUUUUCCACUUUUGCCUUGUUCUGACAAUUCAGAUUAAAAUGCUAUAUAUGAUAAUGUCA